AUGACUUUGAGUAAUAUGACAUUAGUUAAAAUCGGAGCCGUUGGAGGUGUCGCAACAGUUACAAUGGGACUUUUGUACAAAAAUCAAAUAAAUUAUAAUGUUAAACAUACUGACUUUUACAAAGAUGCUUUAAAGACACUUAGAACACACAGAGGAGCUGUUUAUUUAUUAGGUGAACCUAUUAAAGAUAGAAUGAUUAACGUGGGAGAUGUAAAAACGAAUUUUGUUGAAGAUUAUACAGCUCAAUACAAAGUGCCAGUGAAAGGUAGCAAACAAAGCGGUUAUUUAUAUUUUUGGGCUGAAAAGGACGAUUCUAAUAAGUGGGAUGUCGUUAGAAUGGAACUAGAACUAGACAAAGAACCUAAUAAAAGGUUACUUAUCAAAUCUUCAUUUCCUCACAAUUCUUGA
Messenger RNA from Diorhabda carinulata, 408 nucleotides. RefSeq names its product cytochrome c oxidase assembly factor 1 homolog. Bases 1 to 408 code for a protein of 135 amino acids. Gene Ontology annotation, biological process: mitochondrial respiratory chain complex IV assembly; mitochondrial respiratory chain complex I assembly. The record is from RefSeq and is a predicted model, not a curated record. Gene Ontology annotation, cellular component: mitochondrial inner membrane. The transcript has a single exon. Lineage: Eukaryota; Metazoa; Arthropoda; Insecta; Coleoptera; Chrysomelidae.